AUGGCGUCCAACUCUGUCAAUGGCACUACCAGCCAUAGCUUAGACAUCACAGUCUUGGGCUUGAAUAGCGGGACGUCUAUGGAUGGCAUUGACUGUGCUCUUUGCCGAUUCCGCCAAGAGACCCCCGAAUCACCUAUGCACUUCGAACUACUCAAGUAUGGUGAGAUUCCAUUGGAGCCAGUGAUAAAGAAGAGGGUGAUGGACAUGAUCUAUUUCAAUAAGACCUCUCCUUCCGAGUUGUCCGAAGUAAACGUGAUCCUGGGCGAGACCUUCGCCUCAGCCGUGCACCAGUUCUGUAAGGAUUACAACGUGGACAUCAAAUCGAUUGAUGUCCUCGGAUCCCACGGCCAAACCAUCUGGCUACUCUCCAUGCCAGAACCCGGCGAGACCCGCAGCGCUCUGACAAUGGCUGAGGGCACAUUCCUAGCCUCGCGCACGGGCAUUACCUCAGUCACCGACUUCCGCGUAAGUGACCAGGCCGCAGGACGUCAGGGAGCACCCCUCAUUGCCUUUUUCGACGCGCUAGUCCUGCACCACCCGACAAAGCUACGCGCAUGCCAGAACAUCGGCGGUAUCGCGAAUGUCUGCUUUGUCCUCCCGGACAGCCAUGGCGGCGUUGACGCCUGCUACGAUUUCGACACCGGUCCAGGAAACGUGUUCAUCGAUGCUGUCGUGCGUCACUACACUAACGGCAAGCGCGAGUAUGACCAGGAUGGCGAGAUGGGAGCCCGCGGUACCGUCGAUCAGGAACUUGUGGACGACUUCUUGAAACAUCCCUACUUCGCCUUGGAGCCGCCCAAGACAACCGGUCGUGAGGUUUUCCGUGACACUCUUGCCCAUGAGUUUAUCGUCAAGGCUGAGGCAAAGGGCCUUAAGCCUGACGACGUCGUGGCUAGCAUUACACGUGUUACCGCCCAGGCUAUCGUGGACCAUUACCGUCGCUACGCUCCUGAGGGCCUUGAGAUUGCUGAGAUAUUCAUGUGCGGUGGUGGCGCAUACAACCCUAACAUCACCGCGUUUAUCCAGUCAAAUUAUCCCAACACCCGCAUUAUGAUGCUCGAUGAAGCUGGUAUCCCUGGCGGCGCUAAGGAGGCCAUUACGUUUGCUUGGCAGGGCAUGGAGGCUGUGGUUGGCCGCUCUAUCCCAGUGCCCACUCGUGUCGAGACUCGCCAAGAAUAUGUGCUCGGUAAGGUGUCUCCGGGGAAGAACUACCGCAACGUCAUGCGUCAAGGCAUGAUGUUUGGUGCUGAGCGUGAUCAUCUCCCUCCAGUGAAGGAGAUGAUCAACUACAUUGACGGCAAGCCUUUUGACAACAAGUGGUAA
Molecule: messenger RNA, 1323 nt
Organism: Penicillium griseofulvum
Lineage: Eukaryota; Fungi; Ascomycota; Eurotiomycetes; Eurotiales; Aspergillaceae
Product: UPF0075 domain protein
Exons: 3
Coding region: 1-1323 (440 amino acids)
Biological process (GO): peptidoglycan turnover; amino sugar metabolic process
Molecular function (GO): ATP binding; phosphotransferase activity, alcohol group as acceptor
Source: RefSeq, a predicted model, not a curated record